AUGGCUCUGUUUCUCAUGUCUCUGUAUCCCUCGUCUAGUCAGGAGGUGAAGAGGUCUAGUCAGGAGGUGAAAAGGUCUAGUCAGGAGGUGAAGAGGUCUAGUCAGGAGGUGAAAAGGUCUAGUCAGGAGGUGAAAAGGUCUAGUCAGGAGGUGAAAAGGUCUAGUCAGGAGGUGAAGAGGUCUAGUCAGGAGGUGAAAAGGUCUAGUCAGGAGGUGAAAAGGUCUAUUCAGGAGGUGAAGAGGUCUAGUCAGGAGAUGAAAAGGUCUAGUCAGGAGGUGAAAAGGUCUAAUCAGGAGAUGAAGAGGUCUAGUCAGGAGGUGAAAAGGUCUAGUCAGGAGGUGAAGAGGUCUAGUCAGGAGGUGAAAAGGUCUAGUCAGGAGGUGAAAAGGUCUAGUCAGGAGGUGAAAAGGUCUAGUCAGGAGGUGAAAAGGUCUAGUCAGGAGGUAAAAAUGUCUAGUCAGGAGGUAAAAAGGUCUAGUCAGAAGAUUAAAAGGCCUAGUCAUGAGGUGAAAAGGUCUAGUCAGGAGGGGGUGAAAAGGUCUAGUCAGGAGGUGAAAAGGUCUAGUCAGGAGGUGAAAAGGUCUAGUCAGGAGGUGCUUGUUCUAUCAGAUAAUAUGAUUGGGAAUAAAAGGUUUGAUGAAAACCUGAUGUUGUAUCAGAUAGAUAAACAGAUAGAGAGUUUAAAGAUCAGACUACAAAGAAAACAAAAACUUCUUUCCAAGGUGAUAAAUCGACAGCAGCGGUUGAUUGAAAAGCAAAGAUUAAUCAUAAAGCAUUUGUAUUCAAGUAUUUAUCAAUCUAAUAUCAACCAAACAUCAACUCCACUACACAACAAGUCAACCUAUUUUCCUAAAAACUACCUGGAAACACAACCUUCAAGUCUACCUCAAUUUUGGGUCAACAAAGAAUUACCAACGAAGUCAACCAUAAACAAUAUUGUCGUUCAAAAUAGUAAUAAUCCCAACCUGUUAUCCAAUCCUUCUGAUGUACAGUUAAACAAUCUGACCAACCUGUUAUCCAAUCCUUCUGAUGUACAGUUAAACAAUCCAGCCAACCAGUUAACUAAUCCUUCCGCUGUACAGUUAAACAAUCUGACCAACCUGUUAUCCAAUCCUUCUUCUGUACAGUUAUACAAUCUGACAAACCAGUUAACUAAGCCUUCUGCUGUACAGUUAAACAAUCCAGCCAACCUGUUAUCCAAUCCUUCUGCUGUACAGUUAAACAAUCUGACCAACCAGUUAACUAAUCCUUCCGCUGUACAGUUAAACAAUCUGACCAACCAGUUAACUAAUCCUUCUGCUGUACAGUUAAACAAUCCAGCCAACCUGUUAUCCAAUCCUUCCACUGUACAGUUAAACAAUCUGACCAACCAGUUAACUAAUCCUUCUGCUGUACAGUUGAACAAUCUGACCAACCAGUUAACUAAUCCUUCUGCUGUACAGUUAAACAAUCCAGCCAACCUGUUAUCCAAUCCUUCCACUGUACAGUUAAACAAUCUGACCAACCAGUUAACUAAUCCUUCUGCUGUACAGUUGAACAAUCUGACCAACCAGUUAACUAAUCCUUCUGCUGUACACCUUAACAAUCCUUCUGCUGUACACACAAACAAUCCAUCCAACCAGUUAACUAAUCCUUCUGCUGUACAGUUAGACAAUCCAUCCAACCAGUUAACUAAUCCUUCUGUUGUACACCUUAACAAUCCUGCCAAUGUACACCCGAACAAUCCAGCCAACCAGUUACUCAAUCCUUCUGCUGUCUUACCAACAAAUAACUCCAAGUUGAAACCAAGCAACCAAGUAGUAACAGAUCAAAAUAAACAAUUGUCCAACCAUCUUCUUCUUGAAAAAGUUAACAAUUCUCUAGAACCAUCAAGUAAAGAAUUAAUCAAUCAACCAUCUACUAAACACCUGGAUGAUUUGUCUAUUAAACAAUUGAAUCAUUUACAAUCCAGUCAGCCUAUUGAUCUUCUUCCAAGCAAACCUACUCAAAUACCUAAAGAUAAUCUUGAUGAGCAUAUUGAUAGAGAUGAGUACGUUUCUGAUAACGAUGAUGAUGACGAAUAUGAUCAUGUAUUCUGGGACACCCUGUAA
Eurytemora carolleeae is the source of this 2091-nucleotide messenger RNA. RefSeq lists its product as uncharacterized. The record is from RefSeq and is a predicted model, not a curated record. The transcript is spliced from 7 exons. Lineage: Eukaryota; Metazoa; Arthropoda; Copepoda; Calanoida; Temoridae. Bases 1 to 2091 code for a protein of 696 amino acids.